Ostrinia furnacalis (Asian corn borer) is the source of this 2314-nucleotide messenger RNA. It is a transcript of the gene Zip102B, whose product is annotated as Zinc/iron regulated transporter-related protein 102B. Gene Ontology annotation, biological process: zinc ion transport; transmembrane transport. Gene Ontology annotation, molecular function: metal ion transmembrane transporter activity. Gene Ontology annotation, cellular component: membrane. The record is from RefSeq and is a predicted model, not a curated record. The transcript is spliced from 6 exons. The coding region runs from base 185 to 1072 and encodes 295 amino acids. NCBI's taxonomy places the organism in Eukaryota, Metazoa, Arthropoda, Insecta, Lepidoptera, Crambidae.
AUUGCAAAAUAGUGUUCCAGUCAGAUUUUGCGAAAUUUUGUUUUGAAAAUUAUUCGUUUCGGGCGAUAACAAUGAAAUAAACAUGAAAGAGGAACGUGUCACGGAAUAUUGAGGAUUGCUCUGUGUUAGUACGAGCAGCGAAUCGCUACCCUUUGAAGUUUAACUUGUUUAUAAUAGUCUCACCAUGGAUGGCACUUGGGUGUUAAUUUUACUUGCUCUGGUGAUGCUGGUAGGGUCCUAUGUGGCUGGAAGUAUCCCUCUGAAUGUCAGCAUGUCAGAGGACAAACUUCAAAAGGUGACAGUAUUCGGAGCCGGCCUGCUAGUGGGCACAGCAUUGGCCGUGAUCAUCCCCGAAGGCGUUCGGUCACUGUUCAGCGAGCGAUCGUUGCCUACGAUAGUGACCAAAGACUACACAGCCGAACCGCCGGGCCACGAUGAUGAUCUGCACUCCGUUAUUGGGAUAUCUUUAGUGUUAGGUUUUGUAUUCAUGUUGUUGGUCGACCAAAUGUCCACGCGUUACAACGAUUCAUCAAAUCCAGUCGAAAAGAAUGUCACAGCUACAGUGGGGCUAGUUGUCCACGCAGCUGCCGACGGUAUAGCUUUAGGCGCGGCCGCGACUACUUCUCACGCGGACGUCGAGUUGAUAGUUUUUCUCGCCAUCAUGUUGCACAAAGCGCCCGCUGCCUUCGGGCUUGUCACUUUCUUACUGCACGCCGGGCUGGAGAGGAACCGAAUCCGCAAACACCUGCUGAUAUUCUCGUGCUCGGCGCCGCUAUUGGCGCUGCUCACCUACUUCGGUAUCGGCAACGAAAGCAAACAGACUCUCAGUGACUUCAACGCGACCGGUAUCGCCAUGCUAUUUUCAGCAGGGACGUUUUUGUACGUGGCAACAGUUCACGUGUUGCCAGAACUCACACACUCACACUCGCACUCGCACACACACACGCUGCUGCCUGUCCAAGAUGGCGGCCAACCGAAACGGGGCUUUGGCGGGCUACAGUUCUGCGAAAUGAUAAUUCUGACUGUGGGGGCUUUGAUGCCCCUGCUAUUGACGAUGGGUCAUAAGCAUUAGCGUACGAUUUAAGUGUGAAACCCAAAGAAACCGCACGUUUAAUAGUAAAGUGCGUUAACUCAAAAAAUCAGUUUUUCAAGAUUUCAUAGUAAAGUGUGUUAACUAAAAAUCGGUGUUGCGAAUGUUAACUCAAAAACAUCCGUUUUGCGAGUGUUAAUUCAAAAAAUCGUUUCAAUAAACUCAUUUUUUGAGUUAAGUUUUACUUGCCGGGAUAGAAUAAAAAAUUGUUCUUAAAAAAAUAUUAUAAUUUUUUAAACUGUUUUAUGUUUUGUCAGUUUUGACAUUUCGUACUGUCAACAUGUAAAAAAAGGGGUGAAAUAGUUGGAUUAUUUUUGGUGAAAAAUAAACUGGAUGUUUUUUUAAGCAAAUUAUUUAAUUAUAAUCUGGUUUCUGGGUUCGAUUCGAAAUGUUUUGUAUUGUUUAUUUAUUUUCUUGUAUUAUUUUAUUUUUUUCUUCGCCAAGGCCGACAAUUUUUUACUUGAUUUCUGAUGCAUUUUCUCAUUAAUUACCGGAUGCAAUUUAUUAAACUGAUUAGUGCCAAUACUUACCGAUGCGAAAGAUAUUUUAUUAAAAUUAUCAAAUUUACAAUAAAAAUAUCUAGGUUGAAAUGAAGUAUGUUUCACAAUUAAAAUAUACCGGAUUGAAAUAUAGUAUUUUGUGCAUCUGUUCAUGGGUUCAUUUAAUCCUUAGACAGACAGUAUUAACAAAAUCAUUACCAAAUCGUAAAUUUUUAAUGAUAAUGAGUUUUUGUUAAAAAAAAUAGGUUUUUUACCAAAAAAAUGUUAUUUAAAAUUAACUUAUACUAUAAUAUGUAGUUGCCAAACUGUCAAAAAAAUUAUGUCAAAUAAAGAAUUUUAAUGAAGAAAACAUAGUCAUCGUAUGCUUGUGAUCGAAAAAAGUCACUGCGUUCGAAAAUAAAUUGGAUAUGACUCGAUUUUUUGUAUAUUUUCACGUUUUUCUUUACUUUUAUAUGAAUUCAUUGAUUGAUUUUCAUAGACAAUUUUAUAAGUUAAAAAAUAUGUGCUUAAUUAAAAACUUCAAUAUGAAAUAUCCUUUUUAUACAUAUAAAGUACAUGCUGUGUGUAUAUUUUUAUAUUAUACGUGUAGAUUUUUGUAAUGUAGUUAAAAAUAAAAGUAAUAAUAAUAGAACAAUAUUUAUGGAAAUGUUAAAAAAACGGACAAAAAAGAGUGAGCAUUAUGAAACAGAUUUAGGAUAAUAAUAUUUUUUUUUAUUUCUAUAAA